This is a messenger RNA of Dreissena polymorpha, 2238 nucleotides long. RefSeq names its product golgin subfamily A member 6-like protein 1. The transcript has 5 exons. The coding region runs from base 626 to 1963 and encodes 445 amino acids. The record is from RefSeq and is a predicted model, not a curated record. Lineage: Eukaryota; Metazoa; Mollusca; Bivalvia; Myida; Dreissenidae.
AUGUGUAGGUAUAUAAAGCUAUCGAUUUAACAUAGACCUUAUAGAAAUGGAUAUACGAUUACAAUUCUAUGAUCAUAAACUUCCGGAAAGCUUGAGAUAAAGGCAUAUACUUUAAAAUGAAAUUUCUCCAACUCUGAUCGACAAUAUACGCUUAUAUUUUUUAAACUUGUUGGGUGCAACCAUUGCUUUGCACUCGGGACCGGCGGACGAUUACUGGAUAAAUCUAUAUUGCGGCGGAUUCCGGAGAUAGUCGAUGUAUCAAGAAUGUGAAAUUGUUCUCCAUUUGUGUGAAAAUUCCUUUGGAAUAAAUUGACAAGCAGCGGUGACCAUUAUUUGAAGGAUCGUAAUUUAAAUAAGGUUGGAGCCAUUAACUUCAAAACUGCAAAAACAAACGUGAAGUCGUUGACGUUUGUUGUAUAGGUACAGGUACUAGUGUGUUAAUAAAUACAGAAAAUGGAGAGACGUAUAUUGCAGUGUGGCGACUGCUUUUCUGAUAAGGUUAUUGGGAUUUGCAAAACUGUGACAAAAAACUGUGCGAUAAAUGCUUUAAGAAUCACACCAGAGAAACAAUGUUCAGUACACACAUCAUUUUUCAAAUUGAAGUAGAAUAUAACUCAAGUAAAAAAUGAAUUUGCAAACUGAAAAAUCAGCUGAUACGGGAUUAACGUCACCGAUCGAUGUUGAUGCUGAUAUUCACAAGCAAAAGUGUAAAGAUCAUACUGAUGAAAACCAGUCGUUUUAUUGCGAGAAACAUUAUGCAUGUAUUUGUGGUCGUUGUUUAUUUUCAAAUCACUUUUCUUGUUUGGAGAUGGUGGUCGAUUUAAACAAUGCCCAACACGACGCAGAACACGUGAACAAAAGUGUUUCAACAUUGCAUGUGUUGGACGAAGAAAUAGACCACAUUAUGUCCGAACUAGACGAAAACAGACGACAAAAUGAUAAAUGUAGAUCAAUCUUUACAGAAGAGAUACAUGAAUUUCACGGAUCGUUAGUCCAGCAACUUAACAUGUUGAUGGCAAAAGCGGAAGAAGAAAGUGAUAAUUUUCACAAACAAAAUAUAGACGUACUGGAUGACACGGAACUUAAAUGUAAGGAACAUAAACAAGUUUUACGGCAGCAUAUUCAAUACUUAAAUGAGUUAGAACAUAAAAAUCAUUAUCGGCAUUUAUUUGUAGCACUUAAGAAAAUGGAGAUGCAUAUAGAUUCAUUAAAAGAUAAAAACGUUAGGUGUAGACAUGAAAACCGUAGAGCUAUUCAGAAAUAUGAAUUUGUUAGCAACUUGAAGUUUGAUGAAUUAAUUGGUGAAGAUGAGCAUAUUGGAACUCUUAAGAUUGAGUGCGAUGGAAGCGAAGAAGUAAUUGAUAUCGUUGACGAGCAAAUAAUGAAACUCCAGAAGGCGUCGGCUGUUGCUGAUGAAAGAACGGGAGAUGAGCGAAAUGAAGACAAAACCUCCGAUGAAAAAGCAAAUACCCAGCGUGAUGAUCGUUUAGAACAUGAACGCGUUCAAGGUACACAGCGCCACUAUGAUGAAGAAAUAGAGCGUCUUAAAGAGCUGGAAGAAAGUAUUCGAAAACGAGAAGAGACCCACAGUAAAAAAGAAAUCGAGCAUGACGAAAAGCUAAAAUGUCUGAAAGAAAACGAAAUUGCGAUUUCCAAUCUAGAGAAAAGCAUUAAUUUUGAAAAAGGGAAAUGCGAAAGUAUGAAGCAGGAGUAUGAACAGAAGAUUAAAAAACUACAAGAAACAUUGUGGGAUUCUGAAAAGAAGAUUAAAAAUCAAGAACAAGAUACACGCAUAAAGAGAGGAAAGGAGAGAAAAGAAACAGAUAUCAAACGGAAUUAUGAAAUGACGAUUACAAAGUUACGAAAACAGAUUGAAAACUUAGAAGACGUCUUGUUUGUUAGUUUUUUAUUGUUAAUUGUAUGUUGUUUAUUGUAUGGUGUUUAUUAUUAUUAUUUUAAAUAACAGAAACAUAUGCGCCUUUAAAUAAGGAGAAAGACAUGCGAGGCCUUUAUGGGACUCAGGCCGAAACACGAUUUCUUAAAGAUGCCAUGUUGACAUACCAAUUGCAUCAAGGUCUCCAUGAAAAAACACUGUGGUCAGAUUUAGAUCGUAUUAAAACAAAAUAUUCAACGAAAUAAUUAAUACUGUUACAUAUAAAAGUUAUCGAUGAACUGGCUGUUUUAUAUCUCUUUGUGCACGUUUCUUUUAGUACACAUGUAUACCUAUCUGAUAUAUAA